GCUACCAACACUGCCAAUAAUGCCGAAAAAAGUAAACCCGCGAAAGGUUCCGAUGAUAGCAAAGAUCGUGAUACGGUGGACCAAUCGGCUAGGAAACAGAAAGAGAAAAAGAAAAAGAAAGACAAUUUAACAUCAGAAUCAUUAGGUUCGGGUAGAAAGCAGACUGACAUGGUGGCUGAAACAAAGAAUGAGGAUUCAAAGGCGGAGGAGAAUGGAGUUAGAGACUCUGAGAAAUCUUCUAAGAAAAGGAAAAGAAAAGAUUCCGAGGAAAAAGAAAAUCAGGUUAUUCAAGACGGAGGAGUAGAGGAAUCGAAGCCUAAGAAUCUUCCUGGUACAGAGGAAGGCAAAGAGAAGGAAACUCAUCAAGGGGCUGCCCGGGAUAUUUCUGAUAAAGGAACCAAUGGAAGUGCUGAAGCUACUCUUAAUAAUAAGGGAGUCGAUAAAAGUGAGUCAAAAUCUGCAAAGAAACAGCGCAAGGAUUCUGACGAGCCAAAAUCAGUAAAUGCCUUUCAAAGAGUCAAAAUCGAUGAAGUAAAAUUUGCUGAUGAGAGGCUUCAAGAUAAUUCUUACUGGGCAAAGGAUGGUGCGGAGAUCGGUUAUGGUGCAAAAGCGCAAGAAGUUCUCGGACAAGUCAAAGGAAGGGAUUUCCGGCAUGAGAAAACCAAGAAAAAGCGCGGUAGCUAUAGAGGAGGACAAAUCGACCUGCAAUCGCAUUCGAUAAAGUUCAAUUAUUCGGAGGAGGAGGAGGAAGACUGAGGCAAGGAUGGCUUCCUUCGAGGUGAUUAUGAUCAAAUCUUGUUGCAAUUUUGUAGUGAAUUAUGGUGAUAAUUGAAACAAAGAUGUGUGUGAUUUUUACUUGUUUAAAACCAUAAAUUGUCAAAUUAUUAUUUAUAUCGUAAUGGUUGGUUUCCUCA
This is a messenger RNA of Andrographis paniculata, 914 nucleotides long. RefSeq lists its product as uncharacterized. The coding region runs from base 169 to 756 and encodes 195 amino acids. The record is from RefSeq and is a predicted model, not a curated record. Lineage: Eukaryota; Viridiplantae; Streptophyta; Magnoliopsida; Lamiales; Acanthaceae. The transcript has 4 exons.